AUGUGGGGUAAGGAUGCCUCAAAGCAGCUUAGACUGAUGUCUUCAAAACUGCAAGAUUUCCAAGAGGCUAUACCUCUGGAUAUGCUUCCAAACAUCUUCGCAGAAGCCAUUCGGAUCACCCGCUACCUCAACUUCAAGUACCUGUGGAUCGAUUCGCUCUGCAUCAUACAAGACUCUAAAUCUGACUGGACGGCGGAGGCGAACAUGAUGUCUGCUGUAUACAAUAACGCCGUCUGUACAAUUGCAUUCGUUUUGCCACCCGAGGUCAGCUACGACUCCACUCAGCUCCGAGAAGAUCCACGAGUAUCAACGCCUUGUGUCAUUCGCGAACCCAUGCAAUUCAAGCAUGGUAUAAUUGUCACACUUGAUAGAGCUGCGCAAACUACAGAAUCAUCACACAGGGACUGGCCCCUAUCCUCAAGAGCAUGGACCUUACAAGAGCAGAUAUUGAGUCCACGCACGAUCUUCUGGGGAGAUGAUACUAUCAAGUGGGAGUGUGUAGAAACAUUUUGCGAUGAGUUGGUUGGUGACGGUGACCUGAUAGGAAUAUCGAAAGGGCAUUCCCCAGACCUCACCCUAAGAGAGCUCUUAUCUCCGCGCUUCUGUUCUCAACCGAAUGAAUCGAAACGAGGAGUAUCAGGCCAAACCGGAGAGUACAAUAUAAUCUCCAAUUGGAACAGAUUGAUAAACGAUUAUAGAAGAAGAGACCUCACGCACGCAAACGAUAGGAUCAUGGCCUUUGCUGGGAUCGCACAAGCUUUCCAAGCGGAACACGGGCUGGUCUACUUAGCUGGAAUGUGGAAGGAACACUUGCCACGCUCACUGCUGUGGUUUAUAGAUGAUCCGGCGAAUAUUGUGGAAAGCUUGUCGUUGACGCCUCAUCCGAUGGCGAUGAUGAAGGGGUUGACUUUCUCUGACCCCAUACUGAAUUCUGCGCCGACGUGGUCAUUCUUCGCCAGUGCUAUCUACUCGAAUCGCUUGGACCGGGACGUUCAUCUUACGCACGGUCAACAAGCGAUUUUCGGUCUAGGAUAUGUCCUAUUCUCAGCUGCACUUUUGCAUUUUGCAUGGCCCAACGCGCCCGUGGAUUACAGCCCCCCAACGGCUUACUAUGACUUCGUCGGCUUACAAAUCUCACUCAAAUUUAUAAUGAUUGACGUUGCGUCACCGUUACCGAGAGAGCAAGAGCUAUAUGACCGCACCUUCCGCAGUAAAAGCUUAGAAGCACAAUUAGGUUCACUGUUCGAAAUUGGCGGGGAUUUUAAGAAGGUCUGUUUGUAUUUUGAUGACAACGGAAAGAUCGAUCAGAUCUCGACUCAGAUUCGCAUCGCUAUUGUCGAGGAGCGCUGGCGUGAAUACCACGGAGUAUAUAAUUUUGAAGGCCUAAUCUUGGAGCCUGGAGAAGAAGAGGACACAUGGAAGCGAUUGGGUUAUUGCUACGGGGAAGCUGAGUCUGAUCUGUCAUACACGACGAUUGCAGAAAAACCUCUUCCAGAAAGCAGGACUUCCAUGUCAGGCGAAAAUUCUCUAUUCCUGCGCCUCGAAGGAGCAAAGAUGGAGACCCUUACUUUAGUGUAG
This is a messenger RNA of Alternaria arborescens, 1578 nucleotides long. RefSeq lists its product as hypothetical. The transcript has a single exon. Lineage: Eukaryota; Fungi; Ascomycota; Dothideomycetes; Pleosporales; Pleosporaceae. The coding region runs from base 1 to 1578 and encodes 525 amino acids. The record is from RefSeq and is a predicted model, not a curated record.